This is a messenger RNA of Auanema sp. JU1783, 951 nucleotides long. NCBI's taxonomy places the organism in Eukaryota, Metazoa, Nematoda, Chromadorea, Rhabditida, Rhabditidae. The record is from the annotation of a GenBank genome assembly.
AUGAGACUCAUUGUUUUUCUCAUCUGUACAGGAAAAUGUAUAGCAGAGAUAAUAGAUCCCAGUUGUACCUUUUAUGGAGACGAUGGUCUAGUUUUCUCCAAUCAGUCGACCAGUUGCAAGAACGUGUACUCUAAUACUGCUUGUUCAACCUUAUUUCCUGGUAAGGAAGUUGUAGAGGGAAAAUCUGAUGAACGUCCUCUUUCUUGUUUUACGACUGUUAAUCCGCAAGGUACAGAGGUAGUAACGGAUAUCAGAAGAGUAGCCAUAACAUCCUGUCCCCAACGAUGUGGAUACUGUUGCUUGACGAAUGAUUACAACUGUCUGAACUCUGAAGUCCCUAGAGUUGAUUGUGAUAUUGUGACAAAGGAAAUGUGCCAGAAUGCUCAUUGGUUUGACAUACUGUCGCAGGACUGUCCGAAGACUUGUGGUUUAUGCUCUACAGAAAGAUGUAAAGACGAAAUUGAUAACUGUAAUUCUGUGAUGUGCAUCACCAUUGGCAUGGAGCUUUUUGUCAAAGAAAACUGCAGGCGCACAUGUGCCUAUUGUGAUAUGGAAUCGGUCAAGUUGCAAUGCUUUGACACUAAUUCAAAUUGUGGCGAAUGGCUGAAAAACGGCUUCUGUUCGAAUAGUCACUACAGCGAAGCACAGAAAAGGCGUCAUUGUGAGAAGACGUGUCAUCUUUUUAGUAAGAAAGCUCUCGAUAUGUUCAUACAGCUGAUAGUUCACCGAAAUUGUGGUGCUGCUCGGGAAAGCCGUUUUCGUCGAUUUUUGUGUAGUUAUGGCUUUAUCUUAAAGACCUUGAUAGUAUUGAAUAAAGCUUGUCUGAUAACUACUGUCUGUCAACUCUAUCUUCGAAAACUUCAGAUUCCAAGCUUUCUAUUUCGACUCGAAACUAUCGAUAUCUCUAGUGGAGGCCUUAUGAAGUUUGUUUCGGUGCUUAUACAAGCCUAA